AUGAGCGCUAGGGUGGGGCUAACAUUGGAUUGCGAUGCUGAUGACCGAGGAGAAAGUACAGGGGACGUGACGGAAGCAGAAAACGCUGUUAAUGAGAGUAGGGAGCUAGGCGGUCGUGGAGCCGUCGAAUACGAGUGGAAGUCUCUUGGAUUUGAGUCGGACAGUUUGUUUCAAAAGAGUAACGUCGACGUUCAGUGUGACGCGUGUCUCGCAGACAUUGAUGAUCCGAGGACGGUCGAAGCUAUUGUCUUCUGUCGCGAAUGCGGCGAGAAUCUGUGUCGGGAUUGCCGGAAACACCAUCGUCGCUUCCGUUUAACGCGCGGCCAUCAACUAUAUCCAAUCGCCGGAAACGAGGAAACCAUUCCAAAAACCGCGGAAACGGAACGAUGUAAAGAACAUGCCGAUAAAUUCGUGGAAUACUUUUGUGACUAUCAUGGGGAGCUUUGUUGCAAAUCGUGUAAGGAUAUUAGCCAUAGCCAGUGUAUCUACGUCAAGUUCAUUCCCGAUGAAGCCGGAAAUGUCCGUGCGGGCGAUGAGAUUAACGCUUAUCAAACUAACAUUUCUUCCCUCAAGGCCCGUGUUGAAGACACUAUGAGGAGGAAAAACAAUUACAUGAAUAGAAUUGAAAAGCAAGAACAAGAAGCUAUCACAAGAAUCAACGGGUUGACAAAUGUAGCGACGGAAGUGAUUAAUAGGUUGGCUAAGGACGCCGAAGAUGAAGUUCGUGGUUUUAAGCAAAACGUCGCCCUACAAACGUCUAACGAGCUAGACACUUUGGAGGAAGCUAAAAAGGCUUUAAACCGAGUUGAAAGAAAAAUGACCAUGAUUUUGAAAUCCGCCAAUAAUGCGCAGAUUUUUAUUACUCUGAAAGAAUCGUUGGGACAGUGUAAGAAGUAUGCAAGUUUUCUUGAGACGUCGUCGGAGACGACGCAUGAAGCGGAAAUCAAAUUCUACACCAAUAAAAGGUUCGAGGCCAUGCUUCAAAGUGUGACAUCCAUUGGAUCAAUUGUUCAAGACGACGUUUAUUCCAUGGCUUCGCUUCCCUCAAGCCAAUCGUCAUCCGCUUCAUCGCUCCGGAAGCGCUUAUGCGACGUGAAACAAGUCCGCAAGUGGGCGCAACCGAUCGGAGGUCACUCGAUUCGCUUGACUGAUGACAAAACAACGUGUUGCAUUUCCGGUUGUAAGUUUCUCCCCGGAAGGAGAUUGGUAUGUGCUGACUACAACAACCACCGAAUUAAACUUUUUGAUGAAAAGAUUCGGCUUCUCGAUCAUUUUCCUCUGAAAUCCCGACCCUCCGAAAUAGCCGUUUUAGAUUCUAACAAGGAUACGCCGAAAUUCGCUACAAUGUUGAUCGAGGAGCAAUGUUUUCAAGUGAUGAGUGUCACUCAAAACCGUUUGAACUUAGAGACUAAGAUCCCAACAAACUAUCAAUAUUCAGGGUUUGAUUUUUCGCCCCACAGUGAUGAAAUAUUCGCUUCUUACCCUAAAGAGGACGGGUCAGGACAAAUACACGUAAUAGAUCUAACCGGAAACAUCGUACGUACCAUUGACAACUACCUAGUGCGACCUACAGCGGUUCACAUUGACCCUGAAUGCGACAUGUUAUACGUUAGCGACAGCGGACGGAAUUGUGUGGUGGGCUUCGACCUUGUACUAGACAACGGGAGAAAAAACGAAGAACCAGUGUUUAACUACACAGACCGCAGUCUUGAGCUCCGGAGCGCAAUAGUUGCCGACACCGACGAUAAUGUCUUCGUUUCGAGCGGCAGUAGUGUUCACCAGAUCACGCGAGAAGGGACCAAAGUGUGCGAGAGUUUAACGAGAGGAGAUGGACUGGGCGUCGCACACUGUUUGGCCUAUUGUAAACAACGAAAUAUUUUGCUUGUGUCGGAGUAUAAAGAAAACACCGUGAAAUUGUUCACGCUCUUGCCAAAAUGCUAG
Molecule: messenger RNA, 1941 nt
Organism: Mya arenaria
Lineage: Eukaryota; Metazoa; Mollusca; Bivalvia; Myida; Myidae
Exons: 1
Coding region: 1-1941 (646 amino acids)
Molecular function (GO): zinc ion binding
Source: RefSeq, a predicted model, not a curated record